Molecule: messenger RNA, 2612 nt
Organism: Diachasma alloeum
Lineage: Eukaryota; Metazoa; Arthropoda; Insecta; Hymenoptera; Braconidae
Gene: casp
Product: FAS-associated factor 1
Exons: 6
Coding region: 402-2384 (660 amino acids)
Cellular component (GO): nucleus; endoplasmic reticulum
Molecular function (GO): ubiquitin binding
Source: RefSeq, a predicted model, not a curated record
CCUUUGCCUCUAUGCCCGUAAUGCGUAACAUAAUGACCAAUAACCAUAAAAUCCGAAUUUUUAUGAAUUAAAUUCAAAUAAAAAGUAUUUGUGAUUACUCUUGUUAAUGCGCCACAGAUAAUUUAAAAUUAACGACGAUCUUGUAUUUUUUACCCUAUACCAUGAACCCAUAACUUCAAUUUUGGAUUCCGCUUUGUAUUGCUCUUUUCACACUUAUCGUUCGACUUGUUUUUUAAAAAUCCUUGCACUAGUGAACGUGUCGACAGUUCGUGCUUUGUACUCCAGAGUACAAUAAAUGAUUUUUCAGCCCAAAACAUUGAAUUAAAACAAAGAAAACUGAGGGAAAAUUUUCAACUUCGAUUCAGUUUUGUAGUGCAUUAGGGUGGAUAAAACGUCGUACAAUGUCAGAAAAUCGUGAGGUUACUCUGGCCGAUUUCCAGGCUUGCUCGGGUAUCGAUGAUGUUGGCGAGGCAAUCAUGCACCUCGAGAACACUAAUUGGGACCUAGUGGCUGCUUUGAACAAUGUCAUGCACCACGACACACAGCAAUUGCCAUCAGAAAUGAGUCCAGAUAUUGAAAUGAUGGAGGUUGUGCAGGGAGUGCCAGUUGUAACAUUCUCAUCGUCCGCAGAUGUUUCCAAUCAAAAUAAAACACAGGAGAGUAAUCAAGAUAAUUCAAUCAAGCCAGGGACAAGCAAUCUUAAAAAUUCUAUACCUAGAAUACUAACAUUCAACGUCAAAUAUUUGGACCACACUUAUAAAAUUGAUAUCUCAGACAGCUGCACACUGAGUGAUCUGAAGGAUUCUAUUUUUGGUAAAACAAAUGUAACUCCUUGUCAACAAGAACUCGAGGGAUGGAAGAAAGAGGAGCCAAAGGCAAAUAAUACAAAGCUCCAAAGUUUGAAGUUACCUCUCGAGAAUACAUUAUUGCUCAAUCCAGUUGUGAAACUCGGAGAUUCUAAUUCAGAAGCGAUAGCACUAUCAGAUCGUCUCUCACAGACAUACAUACUGAACGUAAAAGACGAGGUAUACAACAAGACGUACAACUUAAAAUAUCCUGGUACAGCCUCAGUUCUAGAUGUCAAAGCCGGUGUUUACGCUCUGAUAGAUCUACCAGUGAGAUAUCAACAAUGGAAAGGCUGGCCGAGUACUGUUAAGGACGACAACAUAAAUCUGGCACAAAGCGGAAUAUCAUUUCCAGAGCACGAUCUAACUGUUUCAAAAAUCCUUAAUGAAGAAAAACCAAAGGAAGUUGUUGAUCUGGUGGACAGCGAUAGUUCUGCUGAGGAUAAUGAGGAUGCCGAUGAGUUUGAAGACGCCCCAGAGUCUUUCAUCAUUGAGGACGAUCUGUUCGUUGAUAAUAUUAGUCCAGCUAAAUUCCUCCGUCUAAUGCCCGACAAUGUUGAGGACGAGACAAUGGGGACGCUGCACUUUGCAGACCAAUUUGAGAAACGUUAUGGUUCUGCUCACCCAAAAUUUUUUACUGGAACUUUCGAUGAGGCUAUCAAAGAGUCAUGUCUAAAACCUGCUAAGGAUCGUAAACUCCUAGCCGUUUAUUUGCAUCACGAUAACAGUGUAUUGACUAACGUUUUUUGUACACAACUAUUGGGUUGUGAGACUGUCUUACAACUCUUAUCAGCAAAUUUUGUUGUGUGGGGGUGGGAUUUUACUUACGACAGUAAUAUGCAAAAAUUUUUCCACUCUGUUACGCAGUCGUUGGGCAUGGUUGGCUCUGAGGCAGUAAGGAAUAUCGAUAUUGAUACAUUACCUGUUCUGAUGAUUCUAAUGAGAUCAAGAUCAACAACAGAAAUUUUUACCAUUGUCAAUGGCAAUGUUGGAGUUAAUGAAUUGCUGAUCAACUUGAUUCAUGCAGUAGAUGUAUUUCAGGAGCAAAAAAAUGCGGAUAUUGGAGCGGAGGAGGAAAGACAAGCACGAGAGAGGGUUAAGCAAGAGCAGGAUAAAGCAUAUCAGGAGAGUUUGGCUGCAGAUAGAGCUAAGGAGGAGGCUAAACAGCUUCAGCAACGGCUGGAGAAGCAACAGAAGGAACAAGCCGAAAAUGAGAGGUUGGCUGAGGAGGCAAGGAAAGAGGCUCAUAGACUUGCGGUAGAAUCAAGUUUACCACCUGAACCCGAUGCUGAUUCGUCCGUUGGAGUGUUGAAAGUUAAAGUCAGGCUACCAGGAGGGAAGUUUCUGGAGCGUAGGUUCCGCCCAGACACACCACUGCAGACACUCCUUAAUGUUCUUAUUGUUGAAGGAUAUCCUACGGCAGAGUAUAAGGUCUUGUCUAGCUGGCCGCGAAGAGAGCUUACGUCCAUGGAUACCAAGCUCACUCUAUCGGAACUCAAAUUCUGCACACAAGAGACUGUAAUUUUAGAAGAAAGAUAAGUUAUUGAAAAUGUUUUUUCGUAUAAAAUUCAAAAUACAAUAGAAAUUUUAAUAACGGCGGUUUCUUUUCCUAUAAAAAAUUGUAUUUAUUUUAUGAUAAUUCAUUUUUUUCAUAGUCCGAUAACAAUUCGAAUAUGCUGUGUUUUAUCCUAGAAUUUAAAAUUUAUAUGCUGUACUUUUUUCAUACUAUAUCGUAUUAAACACGAAUGAAAAAUGUCGGCUCUAUUU